Messenger RNA from Cooperia oncophora, 999 nucleotides. The record is from the annotation of a GenBank genome assembly. NCBI's taxonomy places the organism in Eukaryota, Metazoa, Nematoda, Chromadorea, Rhabditida, Trichostrongylidae.
AUGAUGGAGGACUAUAUAAAGCGUGCCUACGUUACUUUGCUGCAACAGGAAUCGGCCUACAAAGGAAGCACAUUUUACAAGUCAGAAGAUCCCGACAACAACUAUAAAUGGACAUUUGGCAGCGCGUUUUUCUUCUCCAUGAAUGUGUACACAACGACGGGUUACGGUUCCAUCGCACCUGAAUCGAUCGCUGGGAAAUCAUGUGUGAUGGUUUACGGAUUCCUAUUUGUUCCGCUGACCCUUGUAGUGUUACGAGACCUCGGUCAAUGGGCUCUGGUCCACACCACAAAGAUCUAUGCCCGUUUGUUAAUCAUGUUCAGAAGAGCUCGCGGGUAUGAGGACAAUAAAGAGGAUGAACUGAUAUCACUGCCAAUCAAAUUCUGCAUGUUUCUCAUGCUGGCCUACUUGUUGUUUGCUAGUCUGUUCAUAUACGAGUACGAUGCACUAUCCGGACCAGCUGGUUCAGGAAUAGAUUUCUUUCAUUCAUUCUAUUUCUCAUUCAUAUCGAUAACCACAAUUGGAUUGGGAGAUAUCAUGCCGAAUAACGUAACGUUUGCCCCUAUAAUUACGCUACUGUUCUUCUUCGGUAUGCCAAUACUCAAAGUCGUCAACAGAAGCACUUACAUUUGUGUUGAAAAUGGAGUGUUUGGAACCAUGACAGUCUGUGAAAAUCGGCUCGACAGCUGCUGGACAGGUGUACAACCAAAUGAUACAGAGGCUCAGCCCGUAUCGCCUCGUCCAUCCAUACGAAGUCGGCGAAGUGGUAGCGAUUCGCGACAUGAUGAGGACUCUGAUGAGGAAAAUGACGCCAAUCAGAUGCUCAACAACUUCACGAUCCGCUCCAUUGCGACAUUUAUGCGAUCACAUUCGGACGUCUACGGUGGCGAUUUUGGCCGUGUCAAUCUGAGAAGAGGGGACCUUUUACCGUGCAAUCACGACACGGUCCGAUCAAUGUCGUCUCGGCGCAACACUGACGCUACAACGACCCCACGCCAGUGA